Messenger RNA from Centropristis striata (black sea bass), 1717 nucleotides. RefSeq names its product O-sialoglycoprotein endopeptidase (gene osgep). Gene Ontology annotation, biological process: tRNA threonylcarbamoyladenosine modification. Gene Ontology annotation, cellular component: EKC/KEOPS complex; cytoplasm. The transcript has 12 exons. The coding region runs from base 156 to 1163 and encodes 335 amino acids. The record is from RefSeq and is a predicted model, not a curated record. NCBI's taxonomy places the organism in Eukaryota, Metazoa, Chordata, Actinopteri, Perciformes, Serranidae.
CCGUGUCUGCGGCUGUCAGUGUUUGGGACCUUGGAGCUUCAAAUGGAGUCGUUGAGUUACAGAAGUUAGCUAAAGCAGUACACUUAUUAGUUUAACAAGUUUAACUGGCAACACUUUUUAAUGUGAGCCACCGAAGGAAAGCAAAGCUAGCUGCCAUGACUGUAGUUAUUGGAUUUGAGGGCAGUGCCAAUAAGAUUGGCAUAGGAAUCAUCAGGGAUGGUGAAGUGCUUUCCAACCCCAGGCGGACCUACAUCACCCCCCCUGGUCAAGGAUUCUUGCCCAGUGAUACGGCCAGGCACCACCGUGCUGUCAUACUGACUGUCCUGAAGGAGGCACUGGAGCAGGCGGAGCUGAAGCCUGCAGACAUCGACUGUGUGGCAUAUACAAAAGGUCCUGGUAUGGGUGCUCCCCUGGUGACAGUGGCUCUGGUGGCUCGUACAGUCGCACAGCUUUGGGGGAAGCCGCUCCUCGGUGUCAACCACUGCAUUGGACACAUUGAGAUGGGUCGACUCAUCACACAAGCCAACAACCCUACUGUGCUUUAUGUCAGUGGAGGGAACACACAGGUUAUUGCAUACUCAGAGCGGCGGUACAGAAUAUUUGGGGAGACCAUUGACAUCGCAGUUGGCAACUGUCUGGACAGGUUCGCUAGAGUUAUAAAGAUUUCCAAUGACCCCAGUCCAGGCUACAACAUUGAGCAAAUGGCCAAAAAAGGAAGCCAGUAUGUGGAGUUGCCAUAUACAGUAAAAGGAAUGGAUGUCUCAUUUUCUGGGAUUUUAUCGUAUAUUGAGGAAGCUGCUCAUAAGAUGCUGAGCUCUGGUCAGUGUACAGCAGAGGACCUGUGUUUCUCCCUGCAGGAGACCCUUUUCUCCAUGCUGGUGGAGAUCACAGAGAGGGCCAUGGCUCACUGCGGCUCCCAAGAGGUCCUCAUAGUUGGUGGUGUUGGCUGUAACCUUCGUCUGCAGGAGAUGAUGGGGAUCAUGUGCAAAGAGAGAGGAGCCAAGCUGUUUGCCACAGAUGAACGAUUCUGCAUAGACAACGGAGCUAUGAUUGCUCAAGCCGGCUGGGAGAUGUUUAGGUCGGGUCAGGUGACGGAGCUGGAAGACUCAUGGAUUACUCAGAGGUACAGAACAGAUGAAGUGGAGGUGACGUGGCGAGACUGAGGAACAUCUUUGUGCUACAUAUUUUCUUGCAGGUCUGUUAGGACAGCUGCUAUAGUACGCCACUGAAGGGACACUUUCAACUCUGUCAAAUUUGUUUUGAUAAAUGCCUUUCUGCCUUUACUUGCAUUAGUUUACUUGCUUUAAAGUUGCAAAAGACAGCUCAACUCUUUGGGGGCUUCAAAUACUGUAGCAGUGAGAGAUGGCGUUACAUUUACAACUUCAGGGGAAUUUUGCUACCGACUAAUUUCAGUUUUUUUUUUUUUUUUUUUAAAUGGUAGCCCUUUUCUACCAAUGUCAUUAAAAUAGGAUCAUGUAAGUCAUUAGAAUGACAAACUCCUAAGUAUCUUUUUAGAGUUUCUAAUUAUUAAAGAUGCAAUUUCUAGACAAAUAAUUGAGUCUAAUGCCCUACAGGUUAAAAAGUGCUUACACAUUUCUGUUGGUCUGUAGAGGUAAGGUUUGUCAAACUCAUGAGAUCAACUUUCUGGCUCGGACCACUGCUGAGAGGAAACAUUGUGAUAGACAUUUGUGUCAAAUAAAAAAAGACUUAGAUGGAA